Molecule: messenger RNA, 2838 nt
Organism: Tuber aestivum (summer truffle)
Lineage: Eukaryota; Fungi; Ascomycota; Pezizomycetes; Pezizales; Tuberaceae
Source: the annotation of a GenBank genome assembly
CAUAUCUUGACGUUACCAUCUCAAUCAGCCCCCGAUAUAAGAUGGAAAUCUGUCAUGUAUCAUACCGGUGGUAUGAACGUUCACAGAUCCUCACUCAUAAAUGACGAGCAUUUAAGAUCACUUUAUCUUAGUCAUCAACACCGGGCAACAGAAAGUGCUAAACCCACUUCAGUGCAAUGUGCCGUAUCCACUACUGAAACCCGUAACCACCCCUGAAGAAACCCACAAACCCUGAAUCUAUUCGACAGGCGCUGAUCGGAUUAAUAUAUCCUAGCUCGAUCGUGCAUCCGGGCUUAUUUCGAAGGAAGAGAUUACCAUGCUGUUCCUCGAAGCACCGAACGAGAUAAUCCUCCAGGUCUCCAAAUACCAGUCCCCGCCGGACCUAUGCUCCCUACUAAGAGCAAACCGCCGUCUUGCGAAUCUCCUAGGUGAUGCUUUACUUGAUUGUGCCUUACACUCUAUAUCCGAGACAGAGCGGUAUGCCGAGGGUGCUCUCUAUUCGGCUGUGAUCCGUGGCGACGAGCGAGCAGCUAAACGGCUGAUCGACGGCGGGAUCUUCAAACGCUUGGACGAAAAAAAGUUGCUUACAAGGAUCCUAUCGGACCAUGAACGGAGAUGGGGUGAAAAAGCUCUCCCGACGCUUUUGGCGUGUGGUUGCGAUCCGGAAACCCGGGAUUCCGAGGGUAGGACUUUACUGGCUCUGGCGGCAACCAACGGGCUCUUUGAGGCGGUUGAAUUGCUGAUGGACAGGGAUGAUGUCGAUGUCAACUCGACCGAUACUGGGAAUAACACCCCGCUACAUAUGGCAGUUGAGGUGGGUGAUUAUGAAGUGGUCCAGCUUCUGAUGGAUGAUGAGAGGGUCGAUGUUAACAGGCCCAACAACAAUAACCGCACACCGCUUCACAUAGCAGUCAUGAUGGGCCACGAUGAGGUUGUGCGCCUGCUUCUCGAACACAGCGAGAUAAAUAUCAACUCAAAGGACAAACUAGGUUGGACACCAUUAUCAUAUCCCGCUGACGCGAUGAACCCGACGGGCUAUCUAGCAUCCGUACAGCUCCUACUGAACGACAAGAGAAUCGACGUCAACCUCGGAAACAAGCACCGCCGUACACCCCUCCACACGGCGGUCACGAUGGGUCACGAGGCUGUAGUGCGUCUCUUGCUGGGCCGGGAUGAUCUCGACGUCAAUGUAAGGGAUAGCAUCGGCUGGACCCCACUAUCCUGCGCCGCCGGCUCUGCGAACACUACUGGGCGUCCAACGGUUUUACAGCUACUCCUCAACGACCAUAGGGUCGACAUAAAUACCAAGGACAAGCGCGGGGGCACACCACUCCACCUAGCAGUCAGGAUGGGCCAUGAAGCGGCGGUGCGGCUUCUGCUGGACUGCAGUGACAUCAACAUCAAUGUGAAGGAUAUCUCCGACAAGACGCCGCUGGCUUACGCGUCGGGUGAAUACGAAACGAUCGUGCAGCUUCUGAUGAACUAUUUAAGGGUUUAGCUCAGCACUCAUGCGGUCGGGGGAUUGUUGAUGAGUCACGGCUGAUUAAUGGUACGGCCGCCUCUACCUCUAGGAAUGGUGGUUAUUAUGAUCUCACGGGUUUGUUGACGAAAAAGGUAUAUAUACUAGACCUUUUCUUGUUCCCAUACAGAAGUGGUUGUAGGAUUCUGUCAUUGUCAUCAUCGAUCAUUGUCAGAGAGGGAGAGACGAAUUAGCACGAGUAACCUUUAGGUGGCGUGCCCCGUGCCGUGGUGGAACUACGGAACAUACAGCUGGAAAUAUGGAGCUAUCCCAUCUCAAACGAGUUCUGGGCCCUCGGGUCAUUUGAUGGAAGUCGGGUGUUGACAUAUGCACCGCUCUAGGUUAACACAAUCUAGGAGGAGGAACUUUCUGCAACCCCGCUGGUUGGCGGUUUUUUUUUUCUGAGGAUCAGUGAAAUACUCUCUCUAUCUCUUAUAGUAGCACGAUUUAAACCCUUAGUUGCCCUUGGAGUGUUUUUUUUGUUGCUUUUCUACCCUCGAUUUCUCUACCCUCACUUUACUGUUUGACCAGGAGAAAAUUGCAGAUUUAAGAAUCGUCUCUCUGUAAUUCAGUGUCCUACCAAUCUCGCUGCUAUAGAAUGCAACUACCUACUAUCUUGUCACCCUCUCAGUCAGUUGCAGUUAUAAUAACAACUUUAGCCCCCGAGCACACGAGUUGCCGGGGCUAUACCAUCAACGCACUUGAAGAGCCUCAAGCAAAGGGAUAUCCGACGCCCGGUAUCACACGAGCGGCCUCCCACCCGCGUAUCUUGAAAAGCUUUCCUCCAAAAGGCCGACCAACAACAAGUCGAGACGCACCGGGCACUACUAACCCAUUAUCCUCCAUUCUCACCCCUAACUUACUCAUAAAGGAUCACUCGCUAUAACCCACCAAUAGAGGCCGUUUACCAUAAUAACCAGACAGGGGCCAAAGCAUACCAAAAGUGAUGGUUUUCGAGCUAUCAUUACAUAACCACCAUGGGCGGAAACAGCAUAGAAAAAAAAAAAGAAAAAAAGGGUAAUUUGUUGUGAUACCACGCAUAUGAAAAAGUGUGGGAUUUUUUUUUUACCUUCCGUUCUCCCAGAGUUGUGAGGUGUGGAAUGUUCAUACUUGUACCCAUGAGGUAUCUGCCAAGACAGAGGUUUUUGUAAUGGAAAAGGUACAUUGUAACUAGCCUUACUGUACCCAAUUCAUGUGCCUGCGGCUCUCUACAAACAAUAGAAAAAAACUCAAGAUAAAUAUAUAUUAUACUUCAGACAUGUCAAGUUUCUUUAAUUUUUUUUUCAAAGGCCGAGUUUCGAGAUAUCUGUGGAGUUAUC